Aspergillus alliaceus is the source of this 773-nucleotide messenger RNA. RefSeq names its product cytochrome P450. Lineage: Eukaryota; Fungi; Ascomycota; Eurotiomycetes; Eurotiales; Aspergillaceae. The record is from RefSeq and is a predicted model, not a curated record. Gene Ontology annotation, molecular function: oxidoreductase activity, acting on paired donors, with incorporation or reduction of molecular oxygen; iron ion binding; monooxygenase activity. Bases 67 to 699 code for a protein of 210 amino acids. The transcript has a single exon.
AAUGGGAACAUAGCCGCUGUGACUUUGAGAAGCGGUGUGCUCACAGACGGUGAACUGGUCGAUCAAAUGAUGACACUCCUAGCCGCUGGGCAUGGUACAACUUCGCAUGCUCUCCAAUGGGCAGUGUAUGCACUAUGCAAGCAGCCGGAGAUCCAGGCGCGCCUCCGAAAGGAGGUUCGCAGCCACCUGGGAGCCAUCACAGAUCGCCAGUCUGCAGUGUCGGCAGCUGACAUUGAUGGUCUCCCUUAUCUGCAUGCCGUGUGCAGUGAAACCCUUCGGUUCUACCCCUCAGUUCCCUCCACGAUCCGCGAGGCAUUGCAUGAUACUACUGUGGCAGGCCACCGGAUUCCCAAAGGCACCCAUUUCACCAUCUCACCGGCGGUGAUUAAUGUCGACCCGGACCUCUGGGGGCCUGAUGCAGAUACCUUUGAUCCCGGACGCUGGGUGCGUGAGGGACAUACAAAUUCCGGGGGAGUGCGGAGUCAUCAAGGGUUUCUAACAUUUCUCCAGGGCCCUCGAAGCUGCCUGGGUUCUGCUUUUGCGAGGGCUGAAUUGGCCUGUUUGGUGGCGGUACUGGUGGGCAGAUUCCACAUGGAACUAGAGGAUCCAGACCGCGAAGAAGUAUUGACCAAGCGAGGAGUUGGCGCAGCGCCUGCAGACGGGGUUCGUGUUAGAAUGAAAGUUGUAGAAGGAUGGUAGUCUUUUCUAGCUAAUCUGGCGAAUAGGAGGUACCUUGUAACGUUAGCUUUAAAAAAAAGAAAAGUGCCAGGUAC